Molecule: messenger RNA, 3908 nt
Organism: Myotis daubentonii (Daubenton's bat)
Lineage: Eukaryota; Metazoa; Chordata; Mammalia; Chiroptera; Vespertilionidae
Gene: DLL1
Product: delta like canonical Notch ligand 1
Biological process (GO): cell communication; Notch signaling pathway; multicellular organism development
Cellular component (GO): membrane
Molecular function (GO): calcium ion binding
Source: RefSeq, a predicted model, not a curated record
GAGCCCCGGACGCGGCCGCGCGGGGAGACCGGGGCGGGCGCCGCGGCAGGGACUGUCUCUCCGGUUGCGUCCAGCGCACCAGGCCGGUGGCGCUCGGCGGGCGGGAGGCGCGCGCCCCUCUGUCCCCGGGGCCUCCGCGCGCCCGUGGCCGGGAGGCAGCCGCGGAGGCCGGGCCGCGGCACCGGCGCCGGAUCCGGGGGGAUCCUCGCGGCGAGCGUUUCGCCGGAAUGUAAAUGAGCGCCCUGCGCGGAGGCGGGGGCGGGCUCGGUGGCCGGGAGGGCGGAGGGAGUUGCACAUUUUACAGCUCACUGACCAUUUGGCGAGCCAUUGAGAGGAGGGUUUGGAAAAGUGGCUCCUUUGUGACAGCUCUCGCCAGAUUGGGGGGCCGCUCAUUUGCAUCUCAUUAGCCAUGCGGACGGACGGCGGGAUAUAAGGGCGCGGCGCCGGCGGAGCCAGACCCUCGGCGCGCACCCGCGGGACCUGCAGCCGGCGGCUCGGCUCGCUGCGAGGACGGGCUGCGGCGCGGAGCCUCCUCCCACGGCCUUCCCGCCCCACGCGUGUGGACUCGGAUGGCACCGGCUGGGCUCCUCGGAGCGACGCGACUCUCCGCGGCGGCCCAGGCGGCUCUGGGGGCCCGGGCUGCUUCCCGAGCGCCCGCCGCAGCCGAGUGAGCGGCGCGGCCCGGAUCACUGACUCGCCGUGGAGUCCCGGACCGCGCCUCCCACCGGGCUCGGAGCAGCCUCCGCCGUUCCCGGGGAGCCGAACCGACCGACCGGACGCGUCCUCCCGCCCUCCCUCUCGCCUUUUGCCUGCGAAGACGCCUGAGACAAAACCAGGAAGCGGGCGACCCUCGCCCACUCGUGGGCUGAACGCACGAGGAGGAAACCGAAAGUUGCCGCCGCAGGAGCGACCUCCCGAGCGAGCCUGUCCGCGCGCGUCGCCCAGUGCCGCAGCCGCAGGGCGACCGGGAGCCGCGGCCUGGCCCCAGCCGGGCCGGCCCCGGGGGAGUCGGGGUCUCCCGCAGGCCAGGCGGCCUCGCACCCCGCCGCUGCGUGGAGCGGGGAACCGGCGGGACGCCAGGGGGGCCGGCGAGUCGGGCGGUGCGCCAUGGGCCGCCGGGGCGCCCUGGCCCUCGCCGUGGUCGCGGCCCUGCUGUGCCAGGUCUGGAGCUCCGGGGUGUUCGAGCUGAAGCUGCAGGAGUUCGUCAACCGGAAGGGGCUGCCGGGCGACCGCAGCUGCUGCCGCGGGGCCGCGGGCCCGCCGUGCGCCUGCCGGACCUUCUUCCGCGUGUGCCUCAAGCACUACCAGGCCAGCGUGUCGCCCGAGCCGCCCUGCACCUACGGCAGCGCCGUCACGCCGGUGCUGGGCGUCGGCUCCUUCAGCCUCCCCGACGGCGCGGGCGCCCACCCCGCCUUCAGCAACCCCAUCCGCUUCCCGCUGGGCUUCACCUGGCCGGGCACCUUCUCUCUGAUCAUCGAAGCUCUGCACACAGAUUCUCCCGACGACCUCGCCACAGAAAACCCCGAGCGGCUCAUCAGCCGGCUGGCCACACAGAGGCACCUGACGGUGGGCGAGGAGUGGUCCCAGGACCUGCACAGCAGCGGCCGUGCGGACCUCAAGUACUCCUAUCGCUUCGUGUGCGACGAGCACUACUACGGGGAGGGCUGCUCAGUCUUCUGCCGCCCCCGGGAUGAUGCCUUCGGCCACUUCACCUGUGGGGAGAGGGGCGAGAAGGUGUGCAACCCUGGCUGGAGGGGCCAGUACUGCACCGAAGCAAUCUGCCUGCCCGGAUGCGAUGAGCAGCACGGGUUUUGUGACAAGCCAGGGGAAUGCAAGUGCCGAGUGGGCUGGCAGGGCCGCUACUGUGACCAGUGCAUUCGGUACCCGGGCUGUCUCCAUGGCACCUGCCAGCAGCCCUGGCAGUGCACCUGCCAGGAGGGCUGGGGGGGACUCUUCUGCAACCAGGACCUCAACUACUGCACACACCACAGGCCCUGCAGGAACGGGGCCACCUGCACCAACACGGGCCAGGGGAGCUACACCUGCUCCUGCCGGCCUGGGUACACCGGGGCCACCUGCGAGGACGAGGUGGACGAGUGCGGGCCCAGCCCCUGCAGGAAUGGGGGCAGCUGCACGGAUCUCGAGAACGGCUUCUCCUGCACCUGUGCACCCGGCUUCUACGGCAGCGUCUGCGAGCUGAGCGCCAUGGCCUGUGCGGACGGGCCUUGCUUCAAUGGGGGGCGCUGCUCCGACAACCCCGAGGGAGGCUACACCUGCCACUGCCCCGCAGGCUUUUCCGGCUUCAACUGCGAGAAGAAGGUGGACGCCUGCAGUUCCUCGCCCUGUGCCAAUGGUGCGCAGUGUGUGGACCUGGGCGACGCCUACAUGUGCCGCUGCCGGACCGGUUUCUCGGGGCGGCACUGCCAGGACAAUGUGGACGACUGCGCCUCCUCCCCGUGUGCCCACGGCGGCACCUGCCGGGACGGUGUGAACGAGUUCUCUUGCACCUGCCCGCCCGGCUACAGCGGCAGGAACUGCAGCACUCCCAUCAGCCGGUGUGAGCACGCGCCCUGCCACAACGGCGCCACCUGCCACGAGAGGGCCCGCCGCUACCUGUGCGAGUGCGCCCGGGGCUACGGGGGCCCCAACUGCCAGUUCCUGCUCCCUGAGCCGCCGCCCCCGGCCCCCGAGGAGUACAUGGAGGCCGGGCCCUUCCCCUGGGUAGCCGUCUGCGCGGGCGCGGUCCUGGUGCUCGUGCUGCUGCUGGGCUGUGCGGCCGCAGGGGUCUGCGUGCGGCUGAGGCUGCAGAAGGGCCCGCCCCUGGCCGACCCCUGCCACGGGGAGACGGAGACCAUGAACAAUCUGGCCAGCUGCCAGCGGGAGAAGGACGUGUCCGUCAGCAUCAUCGGGGCCACGCAGAUCAAGAACACCAACAAGAAGGUGGACUUCCACGGGGACCACGGCAGCGGCAAGAACGGCCCCAAGGCCCGCUACCCUGGCGUGGACUAUAACCUGGUGCCCGAGCCCAAGGGCGAGGAUGCCGCCUCCAGGGACCCCCACAGCAAGCGCGAUGCCAAGUGCCAGCUGCAGGGCUCUCCUGGGGAGGAGAAGAGCACCCCGACACUCAGGGGUAGGGAUGCAUCUGAAAGAAAAAGGCGGGACUCUGUGUACUCUACUUCAAAAGACACCAAGUACCAGUCGGUGUUCGUCAUAUCGGAGAAGGACGAGUGUGUCAUAGCCACUGAGGUGUAAAGUUGAGGUGAUAUGGCAAAAUUCCCGUUUCUCUUCAACUACAUAGAAUUCCAAGGAUCUAUGCCCCAACGGAUGCUGCUGAGGGAGAAGGAGGCCUUCGCGACGGCGGGGGACGAGGCUCCAGGGUCGGCCGGCGGGGGCUGCAGGCUCGGGCUGCUCCAGGACGCCUGUUGCACUCUGCUUUUCGCGACGUCUCCAUUGCACUAUGGACAGUUGCUUCUAAGAAAUAUAUAUUUAAAUGAGUGGAUUAAAGACGACAUGAGACGCAUGCACUGCCCGGAGUGUAUAUUUUGGAUUCUUAUGAGCCAGUCUUUCUUGAAUUAGAACCACAAACACUGCCUUUAUCGUCCUUUUUGAUACUAAAAUGUGUUUUUGUUUUUUUUUCUAGGUGGGAAAAGAUGUGUGUUAUUUUUUGGACUUGUAAAAAUAUUUUUCAUGAUAUCUGUAAAGCUUGAGUAUUUUGUGAUGUUCAUUUUUUUAUAAUUUAAAUUUUUCGUAAAUAUGUACAAAGGCACUUCGGGUCUAUGUGACUAUAUUUUUUGUAUAUAAAUGUAUUUAUGGAAUAUUGUGCAAAUGUUAUUUGAGUUUUUUACUGUUUUGUUAAUGAAGAAAUUCCUUUUUAAAAUAUUUUUCCAAAAUAAAUAUUAUGAACGGCG